CGCUAGCUACCUGUCACCUGCCCAACUCCACAACAACACAAGGCAAGGGUACCCAAUCGCGUCCACGUACUAUUCCACUCUCUAACCUUAUCAUCACUUCAAUACACAAACCCAGCGCGAGACUUAGCAGUGUCUAGUGUCAGAGCGCAACAGUAGCAGCUCGAUCGCCUCGCCUCGCCUCGUCCAUGGAGGACGACGACGACGACUUCACGUUCCCCGCGCCGGCGGCGACGGCGACGGCGACGGCGGUGGCGGCGGCGGCGACGUCGUCGCUGGCACCGAGCAGCCAGGGCGGCCUCCUCUGGCCAUUCUCAUCCACGAUGGCUACGGCGGACGACGACGACGCGGCGUCGGGCGGCCAGGCGGUGGCGGCGACGGCGCCGGUAGCAGCAGCACGGCGCGUCGACGAGGAGGAGGAGGAGGAGCGGAUGGACCAGCUGUGGGAGCGCGACCGCGACGCGCGCGCCGGCGACGAGGAGAGGAUGGACCUGCUGUGGGAGGACUUCAACGACGAGCUCCUGCUUCAGCUCCGGCGCCGCCAGCAGCAGCGCGCGGCGGCCGGGACGCCGCCGUCACCGUCACCGUCACCCGCGGCGGCGGCCGACGACGACGACGACGAGGAGACGCCGUCGUCGUCCCCACCGGGAGGAGGAGGAGGGCUGUACGGGUGCGCGCCGACGAUGCUGAGGGCGUCGUCGCGGGCGGGCGCCGUGGGCCAGUUCUACGGCGGCCGCCGUGGCGGCGGCGGCGGGAGCAGGGCGACGACGGGGUGGGAGCUGCUGCUGAGGCUCUUCCGGAAGCUGUUCGCCGUCGACAAGUCGUCGCCGUCGCCGGCGCCGCCGUGCCGCCACCACCAUCGCCGCCACGGGAGCAUCUACGUGCCAUGAUUAGCGCUAGCUUACUCUUAAUUACUAUUCUCUCGCCGCACAUACAUUCGCGGCAAAGUAAUUAAUUAACCUACUGUGUGUAAUUAAAAGCAUCUUCUGGAGCUCAGCUCAGUGUUUUUUUUUUCCUUUUCAAAAUUAAAUGCACACCAUGUAUGCAUAAUCGAUCGUACAGUCAACAUUAGGAUUUAAAUUCAGUUAUAAAUGUUGAGGAGUUCUUGGUUUUGUUUUUUCUGGGUAAGAGGAAAAUUAUUGCUUUUGUUUC
Messenger RNA from Oryza sativa Japonica Group (Japanese rice), 1149 nucleotides. NCBI's taxonomy places the organism in Eukaryota, Viridiplantae, Streptophyta, Magnoliopsida, Poales, Poaceae. The record is from RefSeq and is a predicted model, not a curated record.